CAGCGGCAUCUGAGUUCGAAAAAGUAUAGGGGGAGCAAGACACAGCGGCAGUGGCAGUACAUAUAUCAUAUACUAUGAUAUACCACUGUGUAAGACCCAACGUGCUCCUCUUCCCAAAGUGGUCGGUCCCGUUACCGGUGCGGUAACCAUUCUCCCUUUCCCCUUUCUAGUUUCUGCCCGGAUCUCAAAUGGAGCACUAGUUUGUUUCUGCCCAGAUCCAAAAACUCAAAUUUAUAUAUAAGUAUUUCCCCACUCGGUGUUGCAUGGAAAACCCAACAACUUAGAUGCGUAAGUAGCGCUAGGAAUUUUUUCUUUUAAUCAGUUCCGAGAUGGUGACAUUAUUGUUAGUUUGUUGUUUGAGUCGUCGACAUCUUGUUUCCUCUCUCAUCGUUUGCUUCUUGGCGGCGGCGGCUGCGGCAUCAGCAGCAGCAACAACUCCAGGGUUUGUCUUCGCCAGAGCCAGAGGAAAAUGCACUCCUCAAUACUGGAGCAGCAGAGCAGAGUCGUGGCCGAAAAUGGUUCCCCAGAUGUCUACGGUAUCAAAUGUAUUUGGUUCCAGGGCCUUCGAGAGAUUCAGGUACGAUCUGACGCUAUUAGAAGCAGCAUCCAGAAGCGACGACUUGGGCAACGCUUUUGCUGGGCUGGUCAAGGAGUCCACCGCCGCACUCCUCAACUCCUAUGCCCGGAAGGGCUAUCCCUACUCCGCUUGGGACAUCAAGACUUUGGUGAUCCAGGCUUUGGUCUCCAAACAGGCCGCUGCCCUUCAAGCUCAACGCUUUCGCCAUGCCAAUCAAGCUUGUAACCACUUUCAUUUCUAGUUCUCCCGUUUUGAUCCUGAAUUUUUUUUGUGUCUCUCAAGUAUUCUAAUUCUUUUCUGUGGAUCCCUAUAUAUCUUUCUUUCGUGGUU
This is a messenger RNA of Coffea eugenioides, 907 nucleotides long. RefSeq lists its product as uncharacterized. NCBI's taxonomy places the organism in Eukaryota, Viridiplantae, Streptophyta, Magnoliopsida, Gentianales, Rubiaceae. Bases 330 to 818 code for a protein of 162 amino acids. The record is from RefSeq and is a predicted model, not a curated record. The transcript is spliced from 2 exons.